Radiomyces spectabilis is the source of this 2203-nucleotide messenger RNA. RefSeq lists its product as uncharacterized. NCBI's taxonomy places the organism in Eukaryota, Fungi, Mucoromycota, Mucoromycetes, Mucorales, Radiomycetaceae. The coding region runs from base 27 to 1889 and encodes 620 amino acids. The transcript is spliced from 8 exons. The record is from RefSeq and is a predicted model, not a curated record. Gene Ontology annotation, molecular function: nucleic acid binding.
CACUCAGCUUGUUCCCAUUUUGUACCAUGCCUAGAGGAAACAGAGGCGGAUCAUACCCAAAACGUGGCCAUCAACAGCAAUAUCGGGGCCGAGGUCGUGGUCGUGGUGGCCGAGGACGUGGCCGUGGACAAGCUCGUGGUGGAGGACGAGGUCGCAACCGUCAGUUAUUCCCUACCGCUGUGGGUUAUGUGUAUCAACCCACCUCCACCUAUGAAGACGACGAUUUGGAAGACGAUUUCCGUAUUUUUGGCCAGUUUACCAGUGAUGAAGAAUCAGAAACUGACGACGACAUGCAAGUCUACAAAUCAAAGAGUAAAAAACGACAUGCAAAGACCAAACGCCGAGUUUUGGAUCAUCGGCCUUUUGUUCCCGCAUCGAAUACGGUCGUUAAUGAAGAAAGUGUUGUGCUGGAAGAGGAAUUCUCUCGGUUAGGUUUGGGCGCUUCAUCUUCCGCUGCUGCGCAACCGUGCCGCAGUAAAAAUGGAUCUCAGUCCACCAGCUACAAGACAACCAUUGCUUUCACUCGAUCAUCUGUGGGUUUGAAUAUGGAUCCUCCUGAACAAUUGGCAGAGAAGGAUCGGGAGUCUCCAACGGUAUCGUCAGCCAAUGUUGUAACCAGCAACAUCGCUCAAAACAAAAGCAUCAUCUCCUCGAAUACCACCAGUGAUCAGCACAACCAAGACAAUAACUCGGUCAAAGACUUAUUAUGCGAUAACGAAUCAUGCACAGAAGAAGGUGGUGAUCAGUUACUGGAUGCGAAUCGAUUUUCCAAAGAUAAUCGCCACCUGGAUUCAUUGUCAGAUGAGGAAGAGGAGGACGACGACGACGACGAUGCCGAAUUUGAUGAGGAUGAUUUUGACGAAGAAGAUGAUUUGGAACUCAUGCGUGAUUACAUUGAGAAUAUCACCUUGGACGAUGAGGAAAUUGCGCGUAUUCUGAGCCGCUCAGAGGAUGAUCCCUGGGUCAUGGAUCAUUUUGACGAUGAUGCCGAAGAUGAUUUAGAGGAAGAGGAACGUUUAUUGCUUCAAGAAGGCGAGUAUGACAGUGACGAGCUGAUGGAACUGGAAGACGCCGAUUUUGAUCCCGAGGAUGCGGAAAUAUCGAUUGACGCUUUCCGUCAGUCGCUCCAAAAUGCGAUGAAUGAUGUUCCUCCCAGCCUCAAGCCUGGCAUGCGGAACUGGAUUUCUCAUGAGAAAAAGAAUGACAAAAAGAUGCAAAAAAAGAAGCAAAGAGCCGAAAAGAAGCAAAAACGACUAGAGCGAAAACUCGAGAAAAAGAACAAAAAAGACAGCAACAAUUAUGUAUCUUUGGAAAAGAUUGAUGCACGGAUAUUGGCAUUUUUGGAUGAUGAUACUAUCACAAGUUACCAAUUUGCACCAAUGAAUAAGAACUGCAGGCGGCAUCUUCAUUUGCUGGCAAGUGCCUACAACUUGAAAUCUUCCAGUAUUGGUACAGGAGUAGAAAGGAGCCCUGUCAUUAGCAAAACCGAGCGUACCUUUAUACCCACGGACCGACGCUAUAUCAACCGAUUUAUCCAAUCGGCCCAGGACACGUUAGCCGACCAACGACGCAUAAGCGAGAAAACCAACGCCAAAUCGUAUCUAGCAUUUAACAACGACGGUCGCCGCGGAAAGAAUGGCAAGAAAAAGGAUAAAUCGAAAUCCGAUGCAAAGAAAAAGAAGAAAGACGAUACGAAAGCUCCUGCCGGUCCAGCUCACGGUACGGUGGUGGGUGCUGGCGUGGCACCUAUUGAUGAAGGCAACCGUGGUCACCGUAUGCUUGCCGCCAUGGGGUGGAGACAAGGAGAUGCUCUUGGUGUAAACAAUACGGGCAUUACUGCACCGAUUGAAGCGGUGAUCCGUAAGAAGAACCUAGGCUUAGGAUCGUAAUCAAGUUCCCUUCUGGUUUAUACCGUGACCAAUGGGCCCAUCCUUGCCGUUAAGCAGAAGAAGACUAGUUCUUUAUUUUUGAUUUUGAGGAUCGACUGGUCUUGAUCGAUGACAGCAUCCAGAGAAUGUAGAAGGACUUGAAACAAUUUUUUGUUUUUGUGGCAAGGAGUUCUUGGCAACCUCUUUUAAAAAAAUAUACAUGUGUCUGUCAUGCGAUGGCCGAGGCCAAAGCUUUGGUUUCGCAAGUCUGAAUGGGCAGUUUUGACCUUCAUUGAAUAUGUUUUUAUUUGAUUUAUGUGACAUGCAUCAUUGUU